Molecule: messenger RNA, 3185 nt
Organism: Biomphalaria glabrata
Lineage: Eukaryota; Metazoa; Mollusca; Gastropoda; Planorbidae
Exons: 2
Coding region: 251-1504 (417 amino acids)
Source: RefSeq, a predicted model, not a curated record
GGUGAUGUGGCAGUGAGCUGGAAACACAGGAGAGUUCCUCGUGAGACACAGCCACCGACCUAUGUCGAUCUUUAAUGUCUGUCAUUAUGUGCAUAUCUCUGCUUCAGGUUGAGCCUAUGACAGGUUUGUUAUAUCAGUGACAAGUUAUGGGCUUGUAUUACAAGACAAAUAUCUUCUCAAUGGGUUCUAGUCUAAAGGAAAGAAGGAUUUAGCUACUGAGGAGCGAAAGAUUCAAAACUAACCAUUGAACAUGUUUGGAUGCUGCCUUAGACAAGACAGAGACACGGAGACAUUAGAGCAACCCAUUCUGGACGUAGGCUUGAUUCUCCAGGACUAUGUCUGGGAAAAGUUCGUUCAGAGCCAAUUAAAGAUGACGAGACUGUGUCUGCGGCGAGAGCAGUUCAUCGUUGACGUCCCCAUGAACUACUUCCUGUUCGAAACCUUCAAACAGAAAAUUACACCCAGAAUACGUCCAGAGACUGGAAGGAUCCCGGGCCAAAGCCACACCAACGGCCACAACGCCUCGGACAAUAAAGCGUCACAGGGGAAGAACAAGAAAGACCUCUACAGUGAGAAGCAGUCCAACACGGUGCAGAUCGCCACAGACUUCUUCAACAACACGGACGUUCCUCAGACGUAUAAGUUCCGCCUGGAGAAGACAAGGAAAGCCGCCAUGAAUGUAAGCUUUCAGAAAGGGUUUACCGUCAACGGAAAUGCCCGAAUCACUCUGGGGCUGCCGAGUCUCGUGGGGCAGAGCAGCUCCGAGAUGAACGCUGGGGUCACCAUCAGCGUGUCGAAGGUCAGCGGGGAGGUCGUUGAGGAGAGCGUGGUGCUGGAGGUCACCAGCGACAUCUUGGUGGAGAAGAGGUCAAAGUUCGUGGCCAAGGUAAUGAUGGCGGAGAGUCACGUGAUGUACGACUUUAAGGUGUCCACCAGAAUGAGCAUGCCGUCAGGUGGCGCCCCUGGGCACGUGGUACGAAAGAAAGACAACCGAAUCUUUUUCUCCUUGAUCAUAAAAAACCUGGAGGAUGUUUUCAAGAGCUAUCAGCGGCAGACAACUGUUGUGGAGCUCGAGUCGGACUUGCCCACCAAGGUGAAAGUCAUAGAACUAGAAACCAGGGGAGUUCUUGAAGGGGUGAGGCUUUCUGAUCAGAUGAUCCUCUUGGACUCGGUUCCUCUCCCUUCGCCAACAAGAACCGUAACUCGGGAAAAGCACGAGGAACAGGUCGAGAAGAAAUCCGUUAGCUUGGAUUACGUCCCUCUACAGACGUACACCUCUCUUCCCUUCAGAUCGCCGCCCCUGGACACGCCGGUCAUUGAAGAAGUGGACGAGGAAGAAAGCAACGAUAACAACUGCUUCCCCUCCAGCGCAGACAGGCGGUCUCUGCCCAUGGGAGUCAUCCCCUCCAUCCACACUACCGCCCCGAGUUCCACCUGCUCGAGCCCACUCUCUGAAAAAGAGCACAGCGACGCCUCCGAUACCAGCAAGAGUACUACGGUGUAAAAGUGGAUUAGAUGUAAGCCUACUGUACUUUUCAAUACAAAGGUUUUUAAGGGCUUCCUGUUUGUAUUAUUACAAAGGAAUUGUAUGGUUCAUAUGUUCUCGUGUGUUUUCAGAAGAUACAUGUGAUUUUGUAGCCGAGAUAUUUGUUUACGUCAAGAAAUGACAGAAUUCCUCUUAACGGAUUACGACUUUUUUUAUCCUUAAGCCUAUGUAAAAAUCAUGAAAAGAUUGAAUACACACUAUAUAUCAAGCAAUAAUAAUAAUAAUAAUAAUAUUUAUUUGUCUUACAAUUUGUGCAUUACACCAAACAAAACAUUAUAAUUAUAGAACACUAAAAUAUACAUUCACACCAGACUCGCUCAUAAUUUACAUGUGAAAAGUUUAUAUCAGAUAGUUUCUAUUUAAUGAUUUGAUUGUCAGGGGAAACAAUAUUGCACUUUAUAAUCCAAACUUAAUAAUAAAUUCAGAAAGUAGACUUAACACAAGACGGACUGGCUAUAUGGGCAUUUGGGCAAAUGCCCGGUGGGCCGGUGCCUAAAUGGGCAAUUUUUUUUUUUUUUUACUAUUUUUGUGUCGAAUCAUGAAGAGGUCAAUGUUUAUAUAAACGUCCUAUUUACACGUCACUAACGGUCACUUGCAACCAUGACGUUGACAAUAAUAAUACCUAAAUAUAACUUGAGAAGCCCUCUAGUCUAGCUACAUCUCUAAGAAAUGUGACUUCUAUACGAAACUUUCUUAUACAAGAGCUAUAGGAAAUUCAGUUUUGAUGAAAUUUAAUGUAAACCUCCGUGAGGCCUUCAGAGUAGGUUUCUGUUUCUUGGUGUUUAUCUUAUAAAUUACAGACGUUACUUCAAAGGAGAAGAAACUGACGUCCUACGCGUAUUCCUGUGUCAAUAUAUUCAUGUACGUCGAUCAGUGGCAUAACUUUCAAAGCCAGACAACUGUUACUAAUAAGAUAUACCGUAUAUGUCUUCUAUUUAACUUCAUUAAGUUUAAAUUCCUUAAAUAACGAAUGGUCUCGCUUCUGAGGUGCUAUCGAAAGAUACUAAGGAAAGAUAAUUAUUAUUAAGCAUAUGAGAAUCGCCAAUGUUACAUUAGCAGUCGAUUAUUCUGCAGGUAUUCGAAAUGUCUGUAGUAAUCGAACAAAGAAAGCGACGGGGGGACAACUCAGUUCUAGUUAGAGCAAAGCGGAGCUAACUCCUUGUUUGUCAUAGAAAUGGAAGGGAAUAGAUGCACAUUAUUUCAAAUACUGACAUUAAAUGUGUUCAUACUUCGCCAACGUAAAAGUACGUAUACUUACAUACAUUAACCAUAUCAAGAACUGCCACAAUUCAUAAUUAUCUUAUUAAGGUAUAUCUUUGGUAGCGUUUAGCCAGGACCCUCUCAUGUCACAUGAGACAGAAGGCUUGGGCCAGGACAUUGUCUUCAUUUCACACUUGUUAUAAAGCAGCGGUUCUCAACCUUUUAUGCUCGGCGAUCCCCCACUUAGCCGCCCCCCCCCCCCGCACACAGCAUUAGAAGAAUAGUCAAUAACAAUCCUUUUUUUCAAUGGUCUUUGGCGACCCCUGGCAAAUUGUCAAUCGACCCCCAAGGGGGUCGCGACCCACAGGUUGAGAACCCCUGUUAUAAAGGAAUUUUGUGUCUUGACUGACAUUUCUUAAUAAACCAAAAUCUACUUGGA